AGGUAAUAACUUUUAUUUUACUUCAUUACUUCAUGUUUUUGUGUCAUUUGCAGAGACAGAUGAAUUCAUUAAACCCAUUUGUUCUCCCGGUUUUUCAGUUUAAUUGUGUUCGUCACAGCGGAGUGAACAUAUUUUUGCUGAGAACUGAUAGACAGAAUACAUGGAGACUGAUCACCAGCAGUGGAUGGACGGACAAACUGAUGAGGACAGUGACUCAGAGGAGAAUUUGUGUGGAAUACAAGAGAGCUGUACCACUGGGCUGUGUCAUCACCCUCAGCUGGAAACAGACGUUGAGUCAGUCAGGACUUUGUAUUCAGACUCUGCAAUAUCUGUCAGGGUGUACGACUCAAUUGAUGAUGUGGAUGUUGACUUAAACAUCAAUACCAACUUCCUGGGCGAGGAGGUGGCCAAAGCAUGGGGGGUUAAUUCAUCAGAGCCCAUUGUUAUCCGUCUGCACUUUUCUCUCUCCCAGUAUCUGGACGGCCCUGCACCUUCUGUUGAAGUCUUUCAGCCAAGCAACUCAGAUCAUUUCAGUGUCGGGAAACAACUAGAGAAUAUUCUCACACUCUUCAUAUCUCUGGAGUGGAAACACCUGACAAAUGAGAACAUCGUGGUCCAACAGAAGAGCAGACACGGCCGGUUCAGACCAAGAGGCACGAUCAGGAAAUUUGGCACGAGACUAAGCAUCUGGUUACCACUGUCAAAAUCCCAUCAGCACCGCAAGGCAACAAUGAGAGGAAAGAUCAUUUUCCCAACGAUGAAACUGAAUCGUUUCAAAAAUCACAUGAACUCUGACACUAUCAAGAAUCCCACAGGAGAACUCUUCACCUACAUGCCAAGUCGAAAGAGGGUGAAGGUGUCAUCUAUCAAGCCAUCACAGAUUAGCACCAAACAGCUGAUAGAGCUGCUUUUCUCCUCCCAGACCACAGUGCACUGUAAGAGCACCCCCACUCUACAGCAUGGAUUCCUACUACAGAUAAUGAGCUACGCUGAGCAGAGAAUGUCAACCCUUAAUGAAUUCUGUGUAAUCUGUGAUGAGCGCCACAUGUUUCAGAACGGCCCUCUCUUAAAGCCUGCAGUUUGCACGAGGGAGCUAUGUGUGUUUUCCUUUUAUACACUGGGCGUUAUGUCCGGGGCUACAGAGGACGUUGCAACUGGUGCAGAGGUGAUUGACCUGCUGGUCGCUAUGUGCAGAGCUGCUCUUCAGUCUGCACGCAAGAGCAUCAUAUUUGAACCGUACCCUUCGGUUGUUGAUCCUUACAACCCAAAAGCUCUGGCCUUUAGUCCAAAGAGAAGAAGCUAUGACAGGCUGCAAAAGGUGCUUGACAAUGUCUUAUUAAUCAGGAGAAUGCCACAGGGUCAACAUUCUGAAAUAAGGAAACAGAUGGAUAAGUUAGAUCCUCUUGCUUAUCCCUUACUCCAGUGGAUUUUAGCAAGCAACAGAUCACACAUUGUCAAGCUUCCACCGCACAGGAAACUGAGGUUCAUGCACACACCCCAUCAGUUUCUGUUGAUCAGCAGCCCGCCCUGCAAAGAGGCUCGAUUCCAAACUGCUAGAAACAUUUAUGGCAGCACUUUCGCUUUUCAUGGUUCCCACAUUGAAAACUGGCACUCUAUUUUAAGAAAUGGACUGGUUAACGCCUCAUACACAAAACUACAGCUUCAUGGAGCAGCCUAUGGGAAAGGCAUCUAUUUGAGUCCAAUCGCAAGCAUAUCUUUUGAAUAUUCAGAGAUGGGUAAAGGUCAGCACCAAAUAAUAGCCAAAGAUGAUCUCCUAAAGAAAUACAACAGAAUAAACAAAAUCAGACAGGGGGAGUCGGGGCAAACAAGAUUUCUGCAGAGCAGGAACCUGAACUGCAUUGCACUCUGUGAAGUUAUAACAUCGGAAGCCCUUCAAAAACACGGGAACAUCUGGGUGUGUCCGAUAUCUGACAACGUGUGCACACGCUUUCUUUUUGUGUAUGAAAACGGUCAGGUGGGAGACGUCCACGUCAACACACAGGACGUCCACAUCCACAGGGAAAUUUUACAAGUAAUUGCUUCACAGUCGUGCUGAGAAAACAAAUAUCCUCUCACUGUACAUAUACUUCAUUAUGAUGUAGAUUUUAUAUAAAAGACAGAGGUCUUAUAGGAAGGAAAAUACUCAUAAUAAUUACUAAUAUGUAAUUAUAUUAUGACAUGAUGGAAGAAAUAGUUGUUGAAUCAUGCACCUGUUAAACCAUUUUGCCUUGUCUGUUUCAGUCCAAGAUAGUCUAUUUCUACUGCCGCUCUCAUUGAGUGCAUUUAUGACCUAAUUUUUAAAAAAAAGGAACAAUACAACACAUCAACUGUACCCUUUUCAUUUACACAUUCACAUUACUUGUUAUUUAUGUAAUACAUGUGAUUCACCACAAGAUGGAAGUGUAAGCAAGUGUGAUUAAUAGAGCCAAUAAAUAGGUAAUAUUUUGAUAAGAUAGUUCUUUAUUAGUCCAGCAGAGGGGAAAUUUACAUUGUCACAGCAGCAAAGACAGUAACGAUAACGAUGAUAAAUAAUAAAUGUGCAUUUCCAAGAAAGUGCAAUAUUGAAAGAUAUUAACAUGUAUGACUAUAAAAAGUUAAAAUACAAUGUACAUUAUAGACAGUUUUCAGAAU
This is a messenger RNA of Solea senegalensis (Senegalese sole), 2631 nucleotides long. Its product is annotated as protein mono-ADP-ribosyltransferase PARP6-like. Bases 161 to 2056 code for a protein of 631 amino acids. Gene Ontology annotation, biological process: endoplasmic reticulum unfolded protein response. Gene Ontology annotation, cellular component: endoplasmic reticulum tubular network; nuclear envelope; intracellular anatomical structure. Lineage: Eukaryota; Metazoa; Chordata; Actinopteri; Pleuronectiformes; Soleidae. The record is from RefSeq and is a predicted model, not a curated record. The transcript has 22 exons. Gene Ontology annotation, molecular function: protein serine/threonine kinase activator activity; NAD+ poly-ADP-ribosyltransferase activity; kinase binding.